AUGGUCACUUUCUCUACCUUCAAGCUUGCCACUGUUUUAAUAAGAAAUACUCAAAGAGCUGUUCGACUCGAUGUCAAGCUAUUCGAUCAACAUGUUCAACAGUUAAUGAGAUUAUUUGAGCUACAACAAUUCGACGUAGCUGUUCUUCUAAUUGGACAAGCCAAAAUGGCUGAAAUAAAUACACGAUUUAAUCCUGAUGCAAAAGGUGCCACAGAUAUUUUAUCAUUCCCAUUUCAUGAAAAUCUACGAGCUAGUCUUUCUUCGAAGUCAAUAUUACCUUGGGAGUGUGAUUUAGGUGAUAUUUUCAUUUGUCCAAAAAUGAUUUGUCAAAGAUUUGAUAAAAGUAUACUGCAGGAACAGUUACCGGUUUACGUUACUCAUGGGAUAUGUCACUUGCUAGGCUAUAUACAUGAUGACGAAAAAUCACAAAUUGAGAUGCAUAUUAAAGAAAGGGAUAUCUUGGAGAAGUUUAACCGUGCUAAUGGAUAUUAUUGUCUUCCUUUAACACCGCCUUCAAAUAAAUGA
This is a messenger RNA of Trichoplax adhaerens, 525 nucleotides long. RefSeq lists its product as uncharacterized. Gene Ontology annotation, biological process: rRNA processing. The transcript is spliced from 4 exons. The coding region runs from base 1 to 525 and encodes 174 amino acids. The record is from RefSeq and is a predicted model, not a curated record. Lineage: Eukaryota; Metazoa; Placozoa; Uniplacotomia; Trichoplacea; Trichoplacidae. Gene Ontology annotation, molecular function: metalloendopeptidase activity.